AUGGCUGAAAAUAAGUUUUUAUUGGAAUUAUCACAAAAUUUACUCGAAAGUUUAGAGGAUAAUGAAUUCUACGAUGUUACAAUUGAAGGAUUAUAUGUAGAUUUAGUUAAAUAUUUCUUAGACAAUGAUCAUAGGCCAAGUGAUAAAUUGAUUAAAGCGACUAUAGGGAAGGAUAUUGAAAGUAAAAAUGAAGUUGGGAUGGACAUUAAUUGUUCAAAUGAGUCGAACAUGAUGGAGGGUAUGACUUUUACUGCGUGUUCAAAAUUUAGUGAUAAAUCACGAAAUUCAGUAGAAAUUGGAAGAAAACAAUUUCGUAUAAAAAAAUUAUAG
Molecule: messenger RNA, 330 nt
Organism: Funneliformis caledonium
Lineage: Eukaryota; Fungi; Glomeromycota; Glomeromycetes; Glomerales; Glomeraceae
Source: the annotation of a GenBank genome assembly